Molecule: messenger RNA, 975 nt
Organism: Gracilinanus agilis (Agile Gracile Mouse Opossum)
Lineage: Eukaryota; Metazoa; Chordata; Mammalia; Didelphimorphia; Didelphidae
Product: olfactory receptor 11H6-like
Exons: 1
Coding region: 31-975 (314 amino acids)
Biological process (GO): G protein-coupled receptor signaling pathway
Cellular component (GO): membrane
Molecular function (GO): G protein-coupled receptor activity; olfactory receptor activity
Source: RefSeq, a predicted model, not a curated record
AUUUCUCUCUUUUCCACAGUGUCAGGAACCAUGAAUGUAUCAGGAGGAAACAGAGUGACUGAGUUCGUCCUUCUGAGCUUUCCUUGCCCCAGGAACAUACAGAUCCUGCUCUUUGGGAUAUUCUCUCUGGCCUAUGUCUUGACCUUAUUGGGGAAUGGGUCCAUAAUCUGUGCAGUGAGGUUGGAUCACCAGCUACACACCCCUAUGUACUUCCUACUGGCCAACUUCUCCUUCUUGGAAAUCUGCUACAUUAACACCACGGUUCCUAACAUUUUGGCCAACUUUCUCUCUGAGGCCAAAACCAUCUCCUUCACCGCCUGUUUUGUCCAGUUCUACUUCUUCUUUUCCACAGGUGCCACUGAGACUUUCUUCCUAUCUCUUAUGGCUUUCGAUCGGUACUUGGCCAUUUGUCAGCCUCUGCAUUACCCCAUGAUCAUGACAGGACAUUUUUGCAUCAAAUUAGUAUUCCUUUGCUGGGUGAGUGGCUUCCUCUACUUCCCAGUCCCUAUUUGCUUCAUGACUCAAUUACCUUUCUGUGGUCCAAAUAUCAUUGAUCACUUUGUCUGUGACCCAGGUCCCUUGCUGGCUCUGUCUUGUGCCCCUACCACAGGGAUUGAACUCUCUUAUUCUAUCCUAAACUGUCUCCUCAUCUUUGUCACCUUCCCUUUCAUCCUUGGAUCCUACACGCUAGUACUCAGAGCUGUCUUGAAUGUUCCUUCUGCAGCUGGCCGGAAGAAAGCUUUCUCCACAUGUGGUUCCCAUCUAAUUGUGGUCUCUCUGUUCUACGGGACCCUCAUGGUCAUGUACAUCAGUCCAAAAUCUGGAAAUUCAUCUGGUUCACAGAAAAUUUUUACUUUAUUUUACUCAGUAGUGACCCCACUGGUGAAUCCCUUGAUCUACAGUCUGCGUAACAAGGAAAUGAAGAUUGCUCUAAGAAAAGUCCAGAUGAGCAUAAAAACCAUCCAUAGAAGAUAA